Messenger RNA from Prosopis cineraria, 1710 nucleotides. Its product is annotated as trimethyltridecatetraene synthase-like. NCBI's taxonomy places the organism in Eukaryota, Viridiplantae, Streptophyta, Magnoliopsida, Fabales, Fabaceae. The transcript has 2 exons. Bases 71 to 1576 code for a protein of 501 amino acids. Gene Ontology annotation, molecular function: iron ion binding; oxidoreductase activity, acting on paired donors, with incorporation or reduction of molecular oxygen; heme binding. The record is from RefSeq and is a predicted model, not a curated record.
UGGUCUAUUAAAUGUCUUCAUCGUCCUUGCAAGUAAGCAACUACCUCACAAGCCCAAUCCACAGACGGCAAUGGCUUCAUGGCUAGCAAUCUUUAUCCCCUUCGUCGUCUUCCUCCUCCUCUUCCGCCGCCGCCGGAGAAAUAACCUGCCACCUGGACCAAAGCCAUGGCCGAUCAUCGGAAACCUCAACCUCAUCGGCCCUCUUCCUCACCACUCGUUUCAUGCACUAUCCAAAAAAUAUGGACCCAUCAUGCAUCUCAAGUUAGGCUUCAAAGACGUGGUGGUCGCCUCCUCUGCCGACGUCGCUAGAGCCUUCCUCAAAACCCACGGCCACAACUUCUCCUCACGACCACCAACCACCGCCGGAAAGUACACAGCCUACAAUUACUCUGGCAUGCUGUGGGCCCCUUAUGGCCCUUAUUGGCGCCAAGCCCGCAAGAUAUGGAGCACAAAACUAGUCUCUCCCAAUAGCAUAAAAUCCUACGAGCAUACCAGAAAGGAAGAGAUGAAAAGCAUGUUGAACGAACUUUUCACUUGUUCAGGAACAACCAUAUUACUGAAAGAUUAUGUUUAUUCUUUAAACCUGAACAUUAUAAGUCGCAUGGUGUUUGGGAAGAAGUGUGUGACGAAGGGUCAAAGUGGCUUUGUUAGCUGGGAAGAGUUGAGAAGACUGCUGAAAGAGUUUUUCUUGCUGAAUACGUUUGCGAAUAUUGGGGAUCUGAUUCCUUGUUUCAGUUUCUUGGACUUGCAGGGUUAUGUUAAGAGAAUGAAGGAUUUCAGUGUGACGAUUGACAGGUUUCUGGAGCAUGUAAUGGAUGAACACGAAGAGAGAAGAGAAGGGAUUGAGGAUUAUGUGGCCAAAGACAUGGUGGAUGUGCUUUUCCAGGUUGCAGACGAUCCCACUCUUGAGGUCAAACUUCAAAGGCACCAUGUCAAAGCAUUUAUUCAGGACCUUUUAACAGGUGGGAUAGACACCUCAACAACAACUAUGGAAUGGGCAAUGUCUGAGCUCUUGAAAAAUCCAAAAACCAUAAAGAAGGCCACAGAAGAGUUAGAUAGAGUGAUUGGAAGAGACAGAUGGGUGGAAGAGAAAGACAUUACUAACUUACCCUAUAUUGUAGCCAUUGUCAAAGAAACAAUGAGAUUGCACCCUGUGGCAUCCUUGUUACCUGCAAAGUUAGCCAUUGAUGAUUCUAAGGUUGUUGGUUAUGACAUCCUGAAAGGGACCCAAGUGAUUGUCAACGUGUGGGCAAUUGGCAGAGACCCUACGAUAUGGGACAACCCUAGUGAGUUUUACCCAGAGAGGUUCAUGGGCAAGGAUAUUGAUGUGAUCGGACAUAACUUUGAGCUAUUGCCAUUUGGAGCUGGAAGAAGGAUAUGUCCUGGUUACUCUCUUGCUCUUAAGGUGGUUCAGUCAGGUUUAGCAAAUUUGGUGCAUGGGUUUUCAUGGAGCUUGCCAGGUAAUAUGACAGAGAUGGACUUGAACAUGGAUGAAACUCUUGGUCUUACUAAUGUCAAAAAGCUAUCAAUUGAAGCUGUUAUUAAGCCUAAGCUUUCUCCCCAUCUUUAUUUCUAAUGAUCAUAUAUAAGGAAAAUAAGAUUCAAGGACUCAAUAUAUAUUUAUAUAUAUAUUAAUGACGAUACUAAUUAAGAACCUUAAGUGAGUUUCAACCAUUAUUUUCCUUAUAUUUGAAUUUGAGUUUGGUGGUC